Messenger RNA from Vitrella brassicaformis, 773 nucleotides. NCBI's taxonomy places the organism in Eukaryota, Vitrellaceae. The record is from the annotation of a GenBank genome assembly.
AUGUCCUGUACGUAUUGGGAGGAGGGCAUGGAGCGGCGGCAAGUGAUUGAGGAGUGCAUCGUCGUUGAGGAGGAUCCUGUGGGUGCUGAUGAUGCGUCUCGUGGUGCUGUCAUGGAUCUGGAGGAGCCGUCUGAUCCACCACGGGACGAUCAAGAACACCAGUCGCCGACCAACCAGAGGCCGCUGGUGGUUGAGGAGACAAUCGAAGCAGAAGAGGGGGCUGUCGAUGGUGAGCAGCAGAUAGCCGAUGAAAAGGAGGAGCCAAUCGACUUUGAGCUAGCCGCACAAGACACCGGCAAAGAGGGUGCUGGUGUGGAGCAAGGAGGAAUUUCUUCGAGGACAGUGAUAAGGACAGUGUUCGAGGGUGGGGGGCUCCUUGACGAGCAUUGGAGACGCAGUGUGGGGGCCAUCUCGAGCUCAUAUUUCUCGUCACCGGUGACGCCGCAACCUUCACUCAACACAAGUGACUUGAGGGAGCAGUUCCUGCCUGCUGCAGGGUGAGUGAGUACUGAGGCAGACAUUCACGCAUACGUUUGUCAUCCGACAUGUGGCUGUGACCUCUCAUUCUCAUUCUCAGGUCGGGUGGUCUCAUCAGCGACGCCACUCUCGCUAACCUGUCUCUCUGGGCCGUCAACGGCUCUCACGUGUCGCUGGCGGGCGACCUCAGCGUCGUAGCCUUCCCUCCGCUCACCGACCACCUUGCCUUCACCAUCCAGCACGUCACCGGUCAGCCGCUUAGCUUACCUCCUACCGGGGGCUGGAGAGAACAGUGA